This is a messenger RNA of Bemisia tabaci, 2274 nucleotides long. Its product is annotated as sodium-independent sulfate anion transporter. Gene Ontology annotation, cellular component: membrane. Gene Ontology annotation, biological process: transmembrane transport. Lineage: Eukaryota; Metazoa; Arthropoda; Insecta; Hemiptera; Aleyrodidae. The record is from RefSeq and is a predicted model, not a curated record.
UCUUAUCGUCUGGCGCAUGAAUCUCAGGGCAGUGUUUUGAAGUGGGUGCUGCUGUGUGAAAGUGUUUUUGCCAUUUUUCAGCCAGUGCUACCUCUCGGAAUAACCGUCGUGCAAGUGGAGAUCUAUGUGAACCACCAAAGUCUUCGCAUUGCUCAAAAAUGUCUAAAGUUCCGGUAACAGGAUCCGAAAAGAAACAGCAAGAUCCAGGAUGGACGGACGCAAUAAAAGCGCAUGUUCCGGUGAUCAGCACUCUGAUGAACUACAAAGCGACGGACGCCAUAGGAGACAGCAUCGCAGGUUUCACCGUCGGACUCACCAUGCUCCCGCAGAGCAUAGCAUACGCAGCCUUAGCAGAGCUUAACCCUCAGGUCGGUGUGAAUUCCACCUUUGCUGGGGUCUUCGUAUACAUGAUGUUUGGAUCGAUAAGGGAGAUUUUCAUCGGUCCUUCAUCUCUGAUGGCUUUAUUUACCGCAGAAUUUACAAGGGAUCUCACUGACGACCACGCUUUACUCCUGACAUUUAUGGCCGGCAUCGUGGAGAUAUUAAUUAGCAUUCUUCAUCUAGGAUUUAUGGUUGAACUCAUUUCCAGCCCUGCCUUCUCCGGCUUCUCCUCCGCCACCGCCCUAAUCAUCAUCGUCGCUCAACUCAAAAGCAUUCUCGGCAUCAAAUACAGAGCCAGAAAUUUCUUUGACAACUUUUUCAAACUCUACGAAAUGGCGCCGCAAAUCAGACCGGCCGACACCGUCGUCGGAAUAGCCGGAUGUUUCUUACUGCUCCUCCUCAGGUCGUUGAAGGAUGUCCGUUGUUCCGAGAAAGGCGAGGAGUCAAAGAAAUCUACACUCACAAAGGUUUUCUGGUUUAUUUCCGUCAGCAAGAAUGCAAUCAUUGUGGUCCUCUUUACGAUGCUUAGCUAUUAUUUUGCAACAAGCCAUGGAUCAGCACCUUUCCUUUUAUCAGGGCAAAUGAAGAGCGGUAUUCCUAGUCUCACACUUCCACCUUUUUCUACGACGAUGCACAACAAAACCAUUGGUUUCACCGAGAUGGUGGAGGAUCUUGGAACUGGGAUCAUCAUCAUUCCUAUUGUUACAGUCCUCAUCAAUCUCUCCAUCGCAAACGCUUACGCUAGUGCGACGAGUUUAGGACCAACUCAUGAGAUUUUUGUGGUGGGCCUUUGCAAUAUUGCCAACUCGUGCUUCGGGGCCAUGCCGACUUCAGGCGCGUAUACUCGGAGUGGAGUUGGGAGCUCCAGCGGGGUUCGAACCCCUCUAGCCAACUUUUUCACAGGUGUAACCGUGCUGUUAGGAAUUUACUUCCUCUCUCCAUUUUUCCAAUACAUUCCUCGGCCUAUUUUAGCAGCCGUCCUCAUAGUAGCUUGCAUGUUCCUGGUCGAAGUUCAUCUAGUCUCUCUAUUCUGGAAAACAAACAAAAUGGAUCUGUUCACGUUCCUAGUGACAUUCUCAUUUUGUUUGGUCGUUGGUGUUGAGAAAGGGCUACUCAUAGGGGUUGCAUGCGACAUCUGCCGUCUCAUAUAUUUGUGGGCUCGCCCUGAUCUCGUCAUUGAUAUACAAGACGAUGCCACGCAUUCGUACAUCCUGGUGACGCCUAAACUGGGCUUCUUCUUCCCGGCCGUGGACCACGUGUGCUCGACGGUCAACGAAGUGGCUCUUUCGCAUGAUCUCCGCCGGCCUGUCAUCUUUGACUGUGUCAACUUUAAAAGUAUAGACUACACCGCUGCAAGGGGGCUUUUCCAACUCGCUGAGGACUUUCAAAAGCGGGGUCAAGAUUUGAUCUUUAUCAAUGUCCACAGAAAAGUAGAAAGGUUUGGCUUGAAAAUGAAUAAACAUUUAAAAAUUUGUCGAGACAAGACUGAAGUGAUGGAGAAAUUGUUAGGUGGCGCAAGCAAAGUUUCAGAGUUAGAUUUAAAAGAGAUCGACGAGAAAAUACUACACAACGCUGAAAACGAGAAAACGAAGGAGGAAGAAUUUUUGCUUUCGAGGAACAAUUAGAUUUUUCUUCCAUAUUAGCGUGUUUUUAUUUCAUUUCCAUGAGUCGGACUUUCAGCUCCUGACCUUCAAUUCUUGGUUGAACGCCUCGAUUGGUAGAGGAGCAGGACAUUGAUGGCGAAAUUACCAAACCAUGGAUCUCGAUUCCAGUAGCUGAAAGUGUUUCAUCAUAUUUUAUUUUUUCAAGAGCUACUGUUUGACAUUCCAAGGCAACAUUUUCAAGAUUUUGGCAACCGAAUGAAGGAAACCGAAUAAAAUUUUGUGCAAAUAA